CGUCAUACAGGAAAAACAUCGUCGCGAGCCAGGCCAGGCAAGCCGCAGGGGUGUGUAGGCAAAAUAACUACAUGGGAAUGAGAAGAAUAAACAAAACGAUGAUUCAGUCUGUGUGUCUGUCUGCACCCCACCAUAGCCCUGGAUCACUCGGGUAUGAACUGGAUGUGCCAUGCAGAGAAGACACAGCAGCAACACGGAUGGCAUGCCCUCUGAAAGGAGCCGUAGCCAAACCCUUGGAUCAGAAAGCAGCCUGGACGAAGGAGGUGUGUUUGACUGCCUGAAACCUGACUCGCCCACCUCCCCCCAGCAGCUCUUCUCCGGCCUGGUUGGGGUCGGGGUUCCCUCGGGAUCUGGUGUGCCCUCCGCAAACUUCCAGGCGGCUGGUCUUGUUCUGGGGACUCCUCCAGACGUCUUCAUCCAGAUGACUGCCUCCUCCAGGGAGGAAGGGGGGCCACACCGCUCUGAAUGUGGGCCCUACCUCCCCCGUCCGCCCCCGCACCAUCAUCACAACCACCACCACUUCCACCAGCCACUACAGCACCGUACAUCUGGAGAGAGGCAUGGGAACAGGGAGGAGGCCUCGGAAGACCCCUCUACACCGGCUCCGGCCUUGUCGGAGCUGAAGCCUGUAGUCACCUGGCUACAGAGGGGGUUCCCGUUCAUCCUGAUCCUCCUGGCUAAAGUGUGUUUUCAGCACAAGCUCGGUAUUGCUGUCUGUAUUGGGAUGGCCAGCACGUUUGCCUUCGCCAAUUCAUCAUUCAAGCACCAGGUGUCACUACGGGAGGAGAGGUCUGUGGUUGUAGCUCUCUGGAUGAUCAUGUUCCUAUCUGGAAACAUAGUGUAUCUCUACUACACAUUCAGUGCUGAGGAGCUGUACAACAGUCUGAUGUUUGCAAAGCCCAACAUAAACAGCUUUGACUUCUUUGAUCUAAUCUGGGCGGUGGGGAUCACCGACUUUGUUCUCAAGUACUUUACAAUCGGCCUGAAGUGCUUCAUCCUGUUUCUACCCAAGAUCCUCCUGGCCUUCAAAUCCAGGGGUAAGUUCUACCUGGUGAUAGAGGAGCUGAGUCAGUUGUUCAGGGCCUUAGUGCCCAUCCAGCUGUGGUACAAGUACAUCAUGGGAGAGGACCCGUCCACCAGCUACUUCCUAGGAGCCAUGCUCAUUAUCAGCUACAGCCUCUGCAAGGUAACGUAGCGCUAAUAUAACUCACCCACAGCUUCUACAAGGUAACGUAGUGCUAAUAUAACUCACCCACAGCCUCUACAAGGUAACGUAGCGCUAAUAUAACUCACUCUCAACCUCUACAAGGUAACGUAGCGCUAAUAUAACUCACCCACAGCCUCUACAAGGUAACGUAGCGCUAAUAUAACUCACCCACAGCUUCUACAAGGUAACGUAGCGCUAAUAUAACUCACCCACAGCCUCUACAAGGUAACGUAGCGCUAAUAUAACUCACCCACAGCUUCUACAAGGUAACGUAGCGCUAAUAUAACUCACCCACAGCCUCUACAAGGUAACGUAGCGCUAAUAUAACUCACUCUCAACCUCUACAAGGUAACGUAGCGCUAAUAUAACUCACCCACAGCCUCUACAAGGUAACGUAGCGCUAAUAUAACUCACCCACACCUUCUACAAGGUAACGUAGCGCUAAUAUAACUCACCCACAGCCUCUACAAGGUAACGUAGCGCUAAUAUAACUCACACUCAGCCUCUACAAGGUAACGUAGCGCUAAUAUAACUCACCCACAGCCUCUACAAGGUAACGUAGCGCUAAAAUAACUCACCCACAGCCUCUACAAGGUAACGUAGCGCUAAUAUAACUCACCCACAGCCUCUACAAGGUAACGUAGCGCUAAUAUAACUCACCCACAGCCUCUACAAGGUAACGUAGCGCUAAAAUAACUCACCCACAGCCUCUACAAGGUAACGUAGCGCUAAUAUAACUCACCCACAGCCUCUACAAGGUAACGUAGCGCUAAUAUAACUCACCCACAGCCUCUACAAGGUAACGUAGCGCUAAUAUAACUCACCCACAGCCUCUACAAGGUAACGUAGCGCUAAAAUAACUCACCCACAGCCUCUACAAGGUAACGUAGCGCUAAUAUAACUCUCACUCGGCCUCUACAAGGUAAUGUAGCGCUAAUAUAACUCACCCACAGCCUCUACAAGGUAACGUAGCGCUAAUAUAACUCUCACUCGGCCUCUACAAGGUAACAUAGCGCUAAUAUAACUCACCCACAGCCUCUACAAGGUAACGUAUCGCUAAUAUAACUCACCCACAGCCUCUACAAGGUAACGUAGCGCUAAAAUAACUCACACUCCUUUAUGUGUAGGUGGUGGUAGUUAUAUUCAAUGUUGUUGGAGUAGCCUGUUCAAUGGAGUCCUAUUCAGUUAUAUUCAACUCUAUAUUUAAUGGAGUUAUUGGUAUUGUGAUUGCUAAAUGUGGGUGGGUGGGGGUAGUGUAUGUGCAAGAAAUGCAUGAUAAAUAGGCUAAAGCAUGAAGACAUCAUGGGUGGCUACAGCUUUGAAAGUAUUAUGGGUUGAGAUGAGACACUGGAGAAAUUUAGUCAUAGUUGUUCAUAGAUGUGUGUCCUCAGAAGGUUGCAAAAUGGGACAGGACACUGCACCUCACUGAGUGGUUAAAGAAUAGAACAUUUCAUUCAGUUAAGAAUAGAAAAGGAACCAGAAUAUAUUGACCUAGUAGAGAAUUGUGUUAGUUAGAAAGAACGUCAUAAGUUCAAAUUUUGUAAUGUUUUCAGGAUAAUAUUCAGUGGUCACCAACCCUGUUCCUGGAAAGCUGGAGGUGCAGUUUUUUGUUUCCAUCCCUGCACUAAUGCACCCGAUUCUAGAGCCUUGACUGUUUGUGUUUAUCUUUCAGUCGUUUGACCUCUGUGGACGAGUAUCAGCCAUACGCAAGGCCAUGGCAAUUCUCUGCAGUUCUCAGAGUUAUGGUGUGAGAGCCAGCAGCCAGCAGUGCAGUGAAGCCGGAGACGUGUGUGCUAUUUGUCAGGGCGACUUCAGAGACCCCAUCGUUCUUCUCUGUCAGCAUGUGUUCUGUGAGGAGUGCCUGUGUCUGUGGUUCGACCGUGAGCGAACGUGCCCCCUGUGUCGAUCUGCGGUCAUAGAGACCCUGCACUGCUGGAAGGACGGCACCACCUCUGCCCACGUCCAGAUCUACUAGUGAUUGAUGGCCAGAUGCCCACCAGACACUGGGUGGCACUAUGGAGUCCAAUUUAGUAUGCCAUUAAUGUAUCAAGUCAGUUACUAUACCUUCUCUACACCGCUGUCACUAUCACUGUCACAGUGCUUGUCUAAGUUCUUGCAAAGUUCUUGCAAAGAAAUAGAAUAUUAACUUAUCUCAGUGUGAUCCAGCACCAUGUGGUAUGGGUUAGUAUUCUGGCAAAGGGUACCAAGAGUAGUAUCUCAGUGCAACAAUUGCUUGUUUGCUCAUGUAUUUAGUUUUAUUUAGUUACUUGUGCAUUUCACCUGAUUUGUAGUGUAGAUUCAGCUUAUGUUUAAUGACAUUAUUUAAAAUACAAAAACUUUAUAGAAAAAGUCACAGGUUCUGUUGUCUCAUUGUGUAUCUGACUUUCCAAUUAAACCAUGAUUUAUGCAGUA
This is a messenger RNA of Oncorhynchus keta (chum salmon), 3619 nucleotides long. Its product is annotated as RING finger and transmembrane domain-containing protein 2-like. Gene Ontology annotation, biological process: positive regulation of ERAD pathway. Gene Ontology annotation, molecular function: ubiquitin protein ligase activity. The transcript has 9 exons. The record is from RefSeq and is a predicted model, not a curated record. The coding region runs from base 170 to 1195 and encodes 341 amino acids. NCBI's taxonomy places the organism in Eukaryota, Metazoa, Chordata, Actinopteri, Salmoniformes, Salmonidae.